Molecule: messenger RNA, 591 nt
Organism: Aspergillus welwitschiae
Lineage: Eukaryota; Fungi; Ascomycota; Eurotiomycetes; Eurotiales; Aspergillaceae
Exons: 1
Coding region: 58-312 (84 amino acids)
Source: RefSeq, a predicted model, not a curated record
CGUUGACAUCCGUCUCUUGUGGAAGAACAGGAUCCUUCACCCCUCUCAAAACAAGGAAUGAAUCUCUUCUUGGCGUCCGGAAUCCUUGCGGUGCUCUGCAACUGUCCAACAGGUCCAAUCCUUCGGGGGCAUCCUACCUCAGGUGGUUACUACUACCUACUACCAGGAAAGCCCGCAAGAGACGCACUUUCCCCGGUGAGUGAGUGCAGUACUGUUUGCUUUUCGGGUGAGUUGGUCUUAAUGUGGGGAUACGAUGGUGUCAUUGGCUACUACUUGGCAGAUACUGAACUUAUAUGCACAUUCUUGAUGUGAUCGUCUGCUGAGCAUGACUGCUGUAAUGGUCGGUGUGGAAGUGCUGUGUGUGGAUUAAACUCUAUAUGCGCAGUAUCAGUGCAGCUCUGCUCAGUUACGACUAGGCACGAAAAGAGUCAGGGAAAUAUUGUAUCAAUAUUAUCGCUUCAUUUGAUUCAAUUAAUAUGUACUACCAUCGAUGUUCUAUUGAAUGCACAACUACAACGAUUCUGAUAUAAUACCAUGACUACCAUCAUGGUUGUGGUAGAGAUACGCCUUACAGGAAACGUUGCGCCGAGA